Messenger RNA from Oncorhynchus nerka (sockeye salmon), 1242 nucleotides. RefSeq lists its product as uncharacterized. The transcript is spliced from 2 exons. Bases 148 to 840 code for a protein of 230 amino acids. The record is from RefSeq and is a predicted model, not a curated record. NCBI's taxonomy places the organism in Eukaryota, Metazoa, Chordata, Actinopteri, Salmoniformes, Salmonidae.
ACAAGUAUGGGGUCGUUGUUAUAUUCAUCGUUUUAGUUGAUGCGGGGGGAAAAAUAAUCGCAUGCCAUAGCAGAGUUGUUAAAUUAUUGGUUUGAAUUGCUUGUCAUAUCCUACUUCAAACACAUUUUAUUGUCACUGAGUAACACAAUGGAUAUUAUUGAGACGGUUGUAACAGAGAGUAUUGAAGUAGAUGAAACUCCAACGGCGUCCAGUUUGGCUACAGAUAAAUCGAAAGCAGAGUUUGUAUGGACUUUACAAGCCACAUGGCAACUUGUCCAAACCCGCCUCGAAAUGGACCAGGAUUUUGACCAGCCAGUGUGCAAGAAAAAGAAACUGUGGGAGACAGUGGCUGAGAGAGUGACUGCCAAGCUAAGAGCAGCUGGGAGCACAGAUGUCACAGUCAAAGCCUAUGAGUGUGAUCUGAAGUGGCGUAACAUGUUGGCCACAUACAGGAAAAAUGCUGAGAGGUCCAAGAGACUGGGGGCCCAGAGUGUCCACUGGGAGUUCUUCAAGGCCAUGCAUGAGGUCCUGGGGAAGAGUCGGGAGGAGAUUGAGGCACAGCGCAGGUCCAAACUCAACGGGACCAAGCUGGGCAAGGCUAUUGCCAGCAAGCGGUUUACCCCCAUCCUUCCUACACCCUCCCUGACAGCUGCCCCCUUUGCUUCCAGGCCCCCCCAGGAUGUCCUGCAGCUGUACAUGGAGCUGCAGGAGAGGAAGAUGAACAUGUGGGCCCAGCAGAAGGCCCUGGAGGAGAGGAAGAUAGAGGCCAUCAAUAAUCUAGCCCGUGCAAUCUCCAGUUUGUCUCACAGUCAAAACAACAGUUUCCAGCUGCCAGAGUAGCAGUACAGCACACCCGAGCAAAGGAGUUCUCACUGAACUAAAAACUUUUGGAUUUUGUGUAAUAUAUAGAAGCUUGUGCAUAGAAUGAAAGACUGCAUCAUGCAAAUGUUUCUUAAGCGUUCAACCAUUCAGCUACUUUGUGUUGUCAUGAUUUGUCAUUGUAUACGUUUUUAUUACGUUAUAAUAACACCAUUUGACAAAGGAGUUCACUGCAGGAAUUCCCUGUAAUACCUGUGAAUGAGAAGGAGGCUACACGGGGCAUAUUGUACAUAGAUCUGCCAUAGGAUACAAAUAAUCCUACAUAUGUAUAAAAUACAAGAUAUUGCUGUGAUACUCUUCCUUUUAACAGCAUUUAUAUUGUAUAUUAUAUUAUCUCAAUACAAACACAAAAAUGAUAAAUCA